Molecule: messenger RNA, 6337 nt
Organism: Drosophila eugracilis
Lineage: Eukaryota; Metazoa; Arthropoda; Insecta; Diptera; Drosophilidae
Gene: sr
Product: probable serine/threonine-protein kinase yakA
Exons: 3
Coding region: 762-3512 (916 amino acids)
Biological process (GO): regulation of transcription by RNA polymerase II
Molecular function (GO): DNA-binding transcription factor activity, RNA polymerase II-specific; RNA polymerase II cis-regulatory region sequence-specific DNA binding
Source: RefSeq, a predicted model, not a curated record
UUUCCCAUUCGAUUUCGACUUUUUGAGGCGCGUGCCGCCCGAGCAGAGGGGCAUUAUGUUUGUGGAUAGCCGCCGAGCUGGGGCACUACGUUCUGCAUUGGUAUGCGUGAGCGGGCAGCGAUGUUGAGUUUCAUUCAUAAAAACCGAAAGAGGGCGCAUCUCGUGCCUCAGUUGUGUUCGGACAAGCAAACGCGACGGUUGAAAUAGAAGAAGCUAAAAGGCAAGCCCAGCGCAAGCUAGCAAAAGAUAUCAAGAAAAUCACACAGCGAACAUUACAUAUAUCCAACGUGAAAUAUCUUAUUGGAAAAUCUCAAAAAUAAAUACAAAAUAACAAAACGGUUUUGUGAAGUGAAAAAUUAUAUAGCAGUGCCAAAAGAAAAACAAAAAAACAAAGAAAACCAAAAGCAAGAGAUACUUGCUUAUCAAACUAAAACUUAAAAGUAAAAGUGAAAGGAUAUUUGGGCAGUUGUGGCAUGAAUGAAAGCCAACAACAACAACAACAAAAGCAAGAAGAGCCACAGCCACAACCACAGCCGCAUAAGAUGAUUACACGAGCAGUGGGCUUUAUUGAUUUUUUGGCCUCGCAGUGAGAACGAGAACGAAACUUUUCGUGAAACUGACAGUGAAAAUACUUUAGACUCGAGUCUAAGAGCAAGCAAAAGCCGACAAGGCUACAAAAGCCAAAGGAAAAUCCCUUUGAAUUCUUCUGCAAGUGCCAUUGCGAUCCAGGCGGCGUAGCCCCUGGAACUCCAUCAGCGGCCAUGAUCAUGGAAGGGCUUGAAACCCUGGUGGCGCCAACCCAUCACGCAUUCCUGCUCACCGAGACGGCCGCGGCCGCUCACUUCAAUGUGCUGAGCUUCGACACCUGUCUUUUUAAGACUAGCACGGCGGCCCAGAGCAGCGGGAGUCCAUCGACUGCCACCUAUCUGAGCCCGGCCCAAUUUGGUGGCAAUCACGGUGGUGCCAGCACUAGCAGCAACUCCCUGAACUCCUCCUCGGCGGCCUCCUCAUCAUCUUCAUCCUCGUUGCUGCACUAUACCACCGCGUCGGCAGCUGCCGCUGCAGCAGCCGCUGCCGCUGCCGCAUCCGCUAAUAAUUCGGUGCUACGAGCUCGUAAUCAAACGGCCACGCCAACUCAGGGCGGUAGUCCGGGACACGUGGCCGUGCAGCCGAGUGCCACCGCCAGUAGUGGACGCAGUUCGGCCUCGCAUCUCAGCCUGUUGAACACCAGUGGUCAGCACAGUCCUGCUUCCUCGGCCGUCGAACAGGUGGAGGCCCACAAACAGCUGAUCGAGGCGCUGCCGGGUGAUCUCAACACUCCGGUGACCACGUCCAGCGAUAUACCUUCGUUCUUUGGUCCUACUACAGUGGUGGAACCACCGCCAAUUACUGGAUCUAUUGAAUCCGAGGAUCUCUCCUUGGAACCCCAAGUGGUAUCUGUGGCCAGUCCCGUCUUGUCCCAUUGCAGUCCAUUGAAAGAAGAGCGCAGUACUCCGCCGGCUUUGGCAAUUGUUAAGGAAGAAUCAAGUAAUAAUAGUUGUAAUAUGUACCCACAACACAACAACAACAACAACAACACAACAUCAUCAUCAACAACAUCAACAACAACAACCACCACCAAACAGACAACCAGCGAAAGCAACAACAAUACCGAGGGCGUUGGCUCACCCGGCAAUCACACACAGUCACACCAACAACAACAGCUGCAUCACAACAACAACAACAACAACACAAGCAACUGCCACCACAGUCACCAACAACAGCAGCAGCAGCAACAACAACAACAACAACACAUGAGCUCCCCGCAACAUCAAUACCAACAACACCAAAUAUUACACCAACAACAACAAUUGCCAAAUCAUCAUCAUCAUCAUCAUCACCAUCAACAUCAUCACAGUCAGCAUCUACAACUCCAACAACAACAACAACAACAACAGCAGCAACAACAACAACGGCAACACCAACAACAGCCGCUACACCAACAACAACAGCAAUUGCAACACCAGCAGCAACAACAACAACAACACCACCAACAACAACAACACUACCAACAACAUGCCAUACAACAACAGCAAGCACAACAACAGGCUAGCAAAAUCUCAUAUCGUGGCAUUUUCACCACCACAGGCAACGCGAUGAAUGCAGCAGCCGCCGCCGCCGCCGCAGCAGCAGCAGCCCAGCAGCAACAGCAACAACAGCAGCAGCAGCAGCAGCAUCAGCAACAGCAGCAACUUCCCUCCCCCCAACUGGGCGUUUUGGCCGGGCCAAUGUCACCGCCCUCAAACAGUUUGGGCAACAGUUGGGGUCUUCCCAGUCCGGAUAAGACCAUGUUCCAGCCACCCUUGUUCAGCUUGCCUGCUCAUUAUGCCACCAUGCAACAGCAGCAGCAGCAACAACAGCAGCAACAGCAAGCGGCAGGAGCUGCCCCAUCGCCCUACGACGACGGACGUGCCGCAGCAGCAGCGGCAGCCCAGCAUGCUGAACUCUUGGGUCUGACCAUGGACUGUACCCCUUUGUUGCUGAAGCAACCGCCACCAACUUACGCCGGAGCCUCUGCCGGAUUCCCGAGCCUAAGUGACCUGCACACCAGCCACGAGCAACAGUUGCAACAGCAGCAAUAUGUGCGAUCGCAGCCGAAAUAUCAAUGGCUAGACUCACCAGCGGACUAUGCCCAGCAGCAACAGCAAGUGCAACAACAGGUGCAACAGCAGCAGCAGCAGCAACAACAAACAUUGGUGCUACCAGGACCCACUUCAUCGGCCAGCUCCAGCAAUGCAGCCUUGGGUGUCUUGAUACCCAAACAGGAGAGCUAUCCCGAUAUGCAGCCAAGUUCAAAUGGCACUGGCUACUCAGCUGGAUCUGGAGGAAGUUCGGCGGCAGCCGCUGCCGCCGCUGCUGCAGCAGCAGCAGUCCAAUUGGCGGAAUAUAGUCCAUCCACCAGCAAGGGACAUGAGAUUCUGUCCCAAGUCUAUCAACAGAGCAGUGUCCCCUUGAAACUGGUGCCAGUGAAGCCACGUAAAUAUCCCAAUCGCCCCAGCAAGACGCCGGUGCAUGAGCGACCCUACGCCUGUCCGGUGGAAAACUGCGAUCGUAGAUUUUCCCGCUCCGACGAGCUCACCCGCCACAUACGCAUCCAUACGGGUCAGAAACCCUUCCAGUGUCGCAUUUGCAUGCGCAGCUUCAGUCGCAGCGAUCACCUCACCACCCACAUUCGCACCCACACCGGCGAAAAGCCCUUCAGCUGCGACAUUUGUGGCAGGAAGUUUGCCCGAUCCGAUGAGAAGAAGCGGCAUGCCAAGGUGCAUUUGAAGCAGCGCAUCAAGAAGGAAAAGGUACGCGGCGAACAGCAGCAGCAACAACAACAGCAGCAACAGCAACAACAGCAGCAACAGCAGCUGCAGCAGCAACAGGAGCAACAUCAUCUGAGCCUGCAGCAACAUCAACAGUACCAGCAACAUCACCUGCUGCACUCCGCCGAUUUGGCCAUCGUAACGUCGAGUGCGAGCAUGUAGAGACUACAGAACUCGACAUCCAGGAUUGAUGAUAAGGCCAAGGCACCGGUACCCAAGGUUAGUCUGGCCUUAGCCCUGGAUCUCGACGAGAGCGCCUUUCCCUUCGAGCUGACAUCGGACUAUGGAACCCUGUCGCCCCUCACCAGUCCCAGGCAGUAUAAUUACGUGUGGGUUGGCCAGGAUUCCAGUCAGCCCUUCUUCUACAAGGACAGUCAGGAGAAGUUGGGAUAAACCAAAAGAAUCCAAGGGAAAAUCACAAUCGCUGCUGCUGAAUAUAAUCAUAUAUAUACACAUACUGAGUUGUAGUCGUUAAAAAUCGGGGUUGUGCUAUCAGCAAAAUUCUAUGCAAGACAUUAAAUCAUAAAAGAAGAUACAAUAUAGCCUAGAUAAUAUCACAAGAUCCAAGGUCAAGGAAUCGGAUAAAUCGAGAAAAACAAAAAGCAAAACAGAGUUACUAACCAAUACAAAGCCUAACUAAAGCAAAUUGAUGAUUACUAAUUAUAUUCGAUGUAAUUGAAAAAAGAAAAUGGGAAAAUAUUUAACUUAUGUCUCUAAUACUGUGAUCUCAUGUGUAAUAAUUAUUAAUUUUAAUUUCCUUAAAUAACUGCAAAUAACCAGAAAUAAUUUUAAAAAUUAUAAUCCUUUCGCCUUUGCCUAGCUAAUGUUCAUUUUUUAAAAAUGCUAACACACAAACACACACACACAACACUAAUUUAUUGCAUUUUAAAAUAAUUAUAUAUAUAUAUAUUAUAUAUUAUAAUUAUUAACUUAUUGUCUUAAAGGUUUAGAUUUAGGUUUUAACAUACAGAAAACACAAAAUUUGAACACACAAAUCUUAGCAUAUCAUUUUCUCCUCUAAGCAUUAUAAAUUGCAUAAGUUAAAAACAAAAAAUUACUUUAAAAAUCGAAUAAUGCAAUUUUCGUGUGCUAAUUAUAUGUAAAAAACAGAAAGAAAAGAAAGAACAAGAAAAAAUUGUUUAACAAAAACGAAAACUUAAAUUUGAAAAAUGCCCCAGUGUACUUCCUUAAUUGAUUCGAAAUCAAAAAUGGCAAAAACGAAAAUUCAAAUUUUAUAUUAUCUAUUUUAUUUUUAAAUAAUUAUAUGUUCUAUCUACUGUAGAAAGGAAUUUCUUUUUAGUUUAAGUUUAAUUUUAAGUUGAAUUAAUUUUUAUAUUAUUAUUAGUUUAAUUUACUUUUGAAAAUAUAUAACGAUUUUUUAAAAAACAUAUUUGUUUUGUGUUCUUUUUUUGGUUUUUGUUUCAUUUUUCAGUUUGAAAAAAUCUUAAGAAAUAUAAAAAACGAAUGGUGCAUGCUAAAUAGAUGGUUUCGGUUUGCAGGAUUUGGCAAUAAGGAUCGAAUAAGAAAAUUGUUAAGCGUUUCGUAGGUGUUAGACAAUAGAAAUAUUGAAAAAACGUUGAGUACAAGAAAAAGCUUUCACUUCUCGUUUAGAAUCUUUCCCCAAAACUAUUUCCCUUAGCUAUAUAGAUUUUCGUAUGGCUAUGAAUCACAAAGUAUACCUAUAAAAUAAGUAUAAAUGAAUUAAGAUUAAACUUAAAGUUGAAGUUCAGCUUAUUCUGAAUGAGUCUGGCGCCUCAAAAACCACAGCCUAACGAACAUGAAACGAAGUAGAAAAUUAAAAUGGAACUCUUGUGCCACUUGAAAAAUAUAUACAUAAAUCUUUAUAAAGAUAUAUAAAUGCAGAGAGCAACGAUAGCUGAAAUACGAAUGUAACGAAUGGUUUGAGAAUGUUUUAAAUUCGGAUCUAUUUUAUAGCAAAAAUAAUGGUACACAUAUAUUUUGCAUAGCCGCUAAAAUCAGACACAAAUUAGCAUUAGGAAUGUUUAAACUAGCAGCUAGGUUAAAGGGCAGUGCCAAUAAAUAAGAAUAAAAGAAGAAAACAAAACACUUUCCAAAAAAACAAGAAUAAUAUUAAUCUAUAUAUUUGUAUUGAAAGUUUGUCAUUUCUUAGCUAGUGUAAUGUUCGAAGUAAGUCACAAAGUAUCCAGAAAAUACAAAUGAAUGUGUGAAACUUAUGUGCCAUCAAGAAAAUAAUGAAACUUAUAAAAACCGAAGAACACAAAAAUAUAUAUAUUUAGUAAGAGAAGAUUUUGGAAUUUUAAACGUUGUGAUUUAUAUUGUUCAUUUGAUGCAUGGUUCAGUGUUAAUAAUUAAAUCAAUAACUAUUAUUCAGUCAUUUAUCCAGAACGUAACAAAAAAACAAUGGGCAAAGCUUAUAUCCAUAGGUGUACUUAAUUGUGUAAAUAUGUAGAUGUUGCUUAUGGACAGUUUUUCUUCCAUACAUAAAUUAUACAUAUAUAUAUACAAAUAUAUAUAUAUGAAUGUGAAAAUUCACUUGGAUAAAUGUAUUUUAUUGAUGCAUUCUUAGCUAGACAACAAUUAUUCGUAGCUAAGCAGAAAAAUCACAAUUCAACAUGCUCAAAUGGUGAAGCUUGCAAAAAUGAUUUUUUGUAGUUUUCGCAUUGCAGUUCAAAUUUAAUUUGUUUGUGCGUUAAAUACAUAGUUAUAUAAGCGUUUCUUAAUGUUUUUUGUGUGCACAUUAUGUACUUAAUUACCAUCUAAAAGAAUAUAUAUAUACAUUAAGAGACUCUCAAUUCGUAAACUCUAAUUUCCAAGACUGUCUUUGUGUUUAGAUCGUUAAGUCUGUCAAAUUGGUUCUAUCAUCCAAAAACUAUAUCAGUUUUUCUUAUAAAUUCAACAUCUAAUAUAUAUAUAUAUGUAUAUCCCUAAACAUAAGUUGAUAUUUUAUGUCAAAAAACUAAACUAAACAAUAUUCAAAUUAUAUAUUUAAAAUACAAGAAAAUAUG